AUGGAUGUACUCGCCUUAGAGGCAAAGAGUGGUGGAGGUCCAGCAGACAAUGAGAAGAAGAGUUCAUCGAGGCCAAAACCGAAACCUCCCAAAAAGGCCAAAAGGAUUGUUUACUUUGAGGUGGAGAUUGUGGACUUAAAGACUAAAGACAAACUGCUGCUGCUGGACAAAGUGGAGCCAACUGCCACUGUUUUGGAUAUUAAAGCUUUGUUUCACAAAUCAUAUCCAAAGUGGUAUCCAGCCAGACAAUCCCUGCGUUUGGAUCCAAAGGCCAAGUGUCUCAGGGAUGAGGAAGUUCUGCAGACACUUCCUGUGGGAACCACAGCCAGCUUUUACUUCAGUGACCUCGGACCUCAGCUGACAUGGGGAACCGUGUUCCUGGCAGAGUGCGUCGGCCCACUGGUCAUCUACUUAAUGUUCUACUUCCACCUUCCCUUCAUCUACUCUCCCAAAUAUGACUUCACCAGCAGCAAGCACUGGGUCGUACACUUGGCCUGCAUAUGUCACUCCUUCCACUACAUCAAGAGGAUCCUGGAGACACUGUUUGUGCAUCGUAUCUCCCAUGGGACCAUGCCUCUCAGAAACAUAUUUAAGAACUGUGGCUAUUACUGGUGCGUUGCAGCUUGGAUGGCGUACUACAUUAACCACCCUCUGUACACCACACCCUAUUACGGGCAGCAGCAGGUGAACACAGGACUUUAUAUUUUCCUGUUCUGUCAACUUGGGAAUUUUUCCAUCCAUGUUACUCUGCGUAACCUCAAACCACCAGGUUCAAAAGUCAAGAAGAUUCCUUACCCAACGAAAAAUCCUUUCACAUGGAUGUUUUGGCUGGUCUCUUGUCCAAAUUACACGUACGAGGUGGGCUCCUGGAUCGGCUUCACAGUGAUGACCCAGUGUGUUCCUGUGGCUUUCUUCACUCUUGUGGCUUUCAUCCAGAUGACAGUGUGGGCCAAAGGCAAACACUACAGCUACUUAAAGGAGUUCAGAGAUUAUCCAACCCUGCGCUCCUCCAUACUCCCCUUCAUCCUGUAGAGCCGGCAGAGAAAACAAGAGUUGCUACCCACCUCCACCCCCUCACUGAUCGGAUCCUUUCUAAGGGCCUCUCCAUCUACUGGAUGUCAGAAAGUGUGAGCAGCAUGGAUGGAUUUUGGUCAUAUGGAACAUUUUCUCCAUAACAUGGAGUGGCUGUUGGGGUUAUUGUGAAUACAGGACUGGUGAAUGCAGGACUGUUGGAGACAAAGGAGUUAAAUGAAGCAAAGUCUUAAAUUUAAUGUUUUUUGUGUUCUUGAGCAGCAAGAGGAUGAAGAAAAAUAUUUUGUUACUUUGGUAAAUUGUAACAUGUUUGAUGAGUGCUGUUUAGUUUUUCAAAAGUCACAUUAUUUUCCGUAGCUUUUGGAAACCAGAUCGGUGAAGUUUCCCACAGAGCUUGGCAACCAAGAGGCUAAUCUGCGUUGUCAGACUGGUGUGCAGCCUGGAGCUGACAGUUAAGCAGUGUUCUACUGAUCCAAGUAACCUUUACACUAUAGUUGUGCUAAUGAUAUCUGGAUUAGAAAUUCUAUGCAGAUUCCCACAUUUUCCACCAAGGGUGAAGAGAAAUCUUUACUUUUUGGCUGAUCGUGGAUUAAGUGUCUUUCUGACAUAAUACAACAUAAUGGAGAGAAAAAAAACUGCUGACAGCAUAAACACGCACAUGUGCUACAAACAUACUGUAUACCUCUAACCUACACAAGAUGAUUAUAGUGCAAAAAAAGUGUUCAAUUAAAAAGUAUAAAGAACAAGUUUCAGUCAUCAUAUCAUCAUCAUAGUAUUGUGGUUUUUA
Molecule: messenger RNA, 1819 nt
Organism: Centropristis striata (black sea bass)
Lineage: Eukaryota; Metazoa; Chordata; Actinopteri; Perciformes; Serranidae
Gene: tecra
Product: trans-2,3-enoyl-CoA reductase a
Exons: 11
Coding region: 1-1032 (343 amino acids)
Biological process (GO): very long-chain fatty acid biosynthetic process
Molecular function (GO): oxidoreductase activity, acting on the CH-CH group of donors
Source: RefSeq, a predicted model, not a curated record